AUGGCACAACACCGCCCAGCCCAUCGCGCGGCUGCCCGGCCCGAUAUAUGGGCGCCGCACAUCGACCCGCCCGUCCCGAUCGACUUCUCCAAGUACACUCUCGUCGAGGAGGGACACCGAGUGUCUAGAAUAUCCGUCAAUGGUUCGCGCACGCUGGGCCUGUGGACCAAAAACAUGGUGGAGAGCUGCGCCGUGGUGAUCUACAAAAAAGAGACGAAGCGCAUGUCCUUCCUCCACGCCAAGAAAUGCAUUCUCUUCAAGUCCGACUACGACUGGAUAGCCGGGCAAAUAGCCACUGGCAGCCAAGUCUUCGUCGCCAACGGCUACGGCGUGCGCAACGCCAUGUGGCACUACAUUGCCAUGUCCAUCGCGAGCAACAUCCGGAAGGCGGUUACGCGCAUACACCACAUCCAGAACAUCAACAUGGAGUCUAUCACCAUCCUCAACAACUACGCGCACCCGGACCAGGGGCCGACCAGCACCUUCUUCAUCCGCGGGCCGUACAAGGGCAACGACGGCAAGCAAUACGCGUGGCACCACGGCCGCGUGCACGCGUCGCCCAGCCUCAGCUUCGCCGGGCUGAAGUACGUCGGCGGGCCUAAGCCGCCGCCGCAGAAGCUGCAGAAGCGCCCGACGGAUCCGCCGCCGUACGACUUUGACGAGAAGCACAGGCCGUUGAAGCAGGACCACAGGCCGCCCCUGAACCAGGACCACAAGCCGCCCCUAAACCAGGACCACAAGCCACCCAAGCUCGAGUUCCCGCCGCCCCCGAAACACCCCGACCUGCUGCGGCCGAAGAAGAAGAAGAGCCGCAUCCGCCGCGCGUGGGGCGCGGCCAAGUCUGUGGUGAAGGCGGUCAAGACGGUGGUCAAGGCGUGCUUCUGA
Molecule: messenger RNA, 885 nt
Organism: Lasiosphaeria miniovina
Lineage: Eukaryota; Fungi; Ascomycota; Sordariomycetes; Sordariales; Lasiosphaeriaceae
Exons: 1
Coding region: 1-885 (294 amino acids)
Source: RefSeq, a predicted model, not a curated record